This is a messenger RNA of Schistosoma mattheei, 435 nucleotides long. NCBI's taxonomy places the organism in Eukaryota, Metazoa, Platyhelminthes, Trematoda, Strigeidida, Schistosomatidae. The record is from the annotation of a GenBank genome assembly.
AUGUUAAUAGUAAUAUUAAUUAAAUUUAUUUUAAUUCAUUUACCUAAUGCAUUAGUGAUAUUUGUAUAUACAUUAACAUUAAUACAAAAUAGAAUAUAUGAAUUGACUACUAAUUAUAAUGAUAUUAUAAGUAGUUCUACGAGUAAUAUCAAAGAAACUAUAACCAUUUUCAAAAAUACAAAUCAAUCAAUAUUAUUACCUUAUACAGUAAUGAAAUAUGUAAAUCAAUUACAUAAUACAAAUACAAUGAUCUAUAUUGAUGAAGGACCUACAAAUGUAUUAUGGAUAAGAAUUGUAAUCAUCUGUAAUCUUUUAAUAUUAUGUUCAUAUUUAUUAAAUUUUUUAAUAUUUUGGACAAUGUCAACACCAUUUCGAACACAAUUUCUAAAUUUAUUUCGAUGUAAAUCAUGGAGAAAUGAUAAUGUUAAUGCUUAA